Molecule: messenger RNA, 1167 nt
Organism: Talaromyces rugulosus
Lineage: Eukaryota; Fungi; Ascomycota; Eurotiomycetes; Eurotiales; Trichocomaceae
Exons: 5
Coding region: 1-1167 (388 amino acids)
Biological process (GO): purine nucleoside catabolic process
Cellular component (GO): cytosol
Molecular function (GO): purine nucleosidase activity
Source: RefSeq, a predicted model, not a curated record
AUGUCUCAAGUCGCGAUUCCUCUUUGGCUCGACUGCGAUCCUGGCCACGAUGAUGCAUUUGCAAUACUUAUUGCCGCCCAACAUCCAUCGCUAAACCUUCUGGGUAUCACGACUAUCCACGGCAACUCAUCCCUCACCAACACCACUGCAAAUGCCGGGAGUGUCCUGGAGGCCAUCGGGAGGCCAGAGAUACCGGUCUUUCCUGGAGUCAGUAAGCCGUAUUGUCGGCCUGCCGUGCAUGCGCCAGAUAUUCAUGGGGUCUCGGGCUUGGAUGGCACCACACUUCUUCCCAAAGCGAGUCGGCUGCCGAUCACUGACAAAAACCCGAUCCUGGCCAUGCGGGAUGCCCUUCUGGCCCAGCCGCCGGACACAGCGUGGGUCGUUGCUACUGGCGCUUUGACAAACGUUGCGCUUCUGUUUGCAACUUUCCCAGAAGUUGUCAGCCAUAUCAAAGGGCUAAGCAUAAUGGGGUCAGCCGUUGGGGAGGGCUUUACCGACGUCCCCAUGAGCCGACUACCCGGAGAAGAAGCACGUAUAGGGAAUACCACUCCCUGGGCCGAGUUUAAUAUCUACGCAAGUGCCUACACACCUCUAGAUAUAUUUCUUUUUUUGUGCGACCCCGAAUCAUCUCAAUCCAUUUUGUCCAACUCAGUGCUCGCAGCAAAAACGACAUUAAUUGGCCUAGACUUGUCGCAUCAAGUGCUCGCCACUCGUUCCGUCCAGGAACGAGUAUUGGGUGCGGGAUCCGGUGGAUCCGCAAAGAACGACCUCCGUCAGAUGCUAUAUGAGCUGCUUUUGUUUUUUGCCGGGACAUACUCUGCCGUGUUUGGUAUUGACGAAGGGCCACCGCUUCACGAUCCAGUCGCAGUGGCAGUGGUUUUAUCCAACCUCAACCCCGAAUAUGCACAAAGUAACCCAGUCUCUGCGAUUAAAUUCAAUGACAAAGACGGGGAACGCUUUGCAGUCACCGUUGCGACGGAUGGUCAGCACGGUGGUACUGUGACCGCCACCGGACAGCUUGGACGAACGAUAGCAAAGCCGGUGCAAGGCAAAGGAGUUGCCAUCCCCAGGGGCAUGGAUACAGACUCGUUCUGGGACUUACUCAUCUCGUGUUUAGAGAGAGCUGAGAAAGCUUCACCACUGGCUACCAAGUCCGCAUCGCAAUAA